AUGUCAUCACCAAUGAUUGGUGUUGUAAUUAUAAAUCGAAUUGUUUUUUCUAUUGAAAAUCUUUCAAACAAUAUAUUUAAUGAUUCUGAUAUUUAUUUUGCAUUAGCAAUAACUGAUGGUAUUGCUGAUUGUACACAAGCACUUAUAUGUUCACCUGUUGAACUUAUUAAAACACGUUUACAAAUGCAAGAUAUUGGACAACAAAGAACGUUAUUUAUCUUAUUAACACAUUCAUAUAAAAAACCAAUUCAUUGUUCAAAGAAAUCAUGUAAAAGACGAGAUAUUCAGCGUGAAACUAUGCGUGGCAAAGAAAUUGAUAUGUCUGUUUUUUUAAGUUUAAUUGAUGAUGGUUUUACGAGUAUUGCUGCAUGGACAGUUUCAUAUCCAUUUGAUGUUAUUAAAAGUCGAUAUCACGCAACACGUGAUCAUAGAUAUGAUAUAUGGUGUGUAUUACCAGCAGCAUUUCCUGAAAAUUAUGAAUUAAUAAUACGUGAUCCAUCACGUCCAAAAUUUAUUAUAUCUUAUCCAUGUAGUUUAUUAAAUUUAAUCAUUAAAGAUCAUUAUACAAAUGAUCAAUAUCAUGAAUUAGUUGAUAAAGGUAAACAAAUUUAUGAAAUUUGUUUAGAAAAUUCAAUUUUUUUUUAA
Molecule: messenger RNA, 645 nt
Organism: Rotaria sordida
Lineage: Eukaryota; Metazoa; Rotifera; Eurotatoria; Philodinida; Philodinidae
Source: the annotation of a GenBank genome assembly